GUUUCAGCGUUUAGCUUCAGGCAUUAAUUCAAUGUCCCGAGUUUUAUCUACCCCUACAGAUUCUUGUAAAGUAUUUCGUGGAAAAGUUUCUAUCGCACUGAUUAUACGUACGUAUAUUGAAAAAUGUGGUUUUUCUAUUAUAAAUCAAUGGAAGGCAUUUUCACUUGAAGAGCUUUGGAGAUUUUGUAUCUUGCCCUGCAUUUGUAAUGCGUCGUUUACAGUGGCAAAUCAUACAACGUUUUCUGCACAUCUGCUCAUAUCACAUUUCAAAACCAAGUUUCCUGAAUGGUUUUUAAUACCUCAGGUUUUAGCUUUGCUUUUGUUCCGUUUUUGUCGUCAAGGAGACCCUUGUCUUCGAUCUUCUAUUCAUUGUUUAUCCAUUGAAUAUCAAAAAAAUUCAAUCAGUGAUAGUGUUUGGCCAAUUGUUAAUCUUUUUGUCAAAAUAUUCGAUAAAGUAAAUUUACCAAAAGAAUGGAUUUCUACAUGGAUCGAUAUUUCAGAUACAACAACAUAUUUAGAACAUAUGAUUGAUAAUGAAGAUUUUGAUAUAAAUGAUGAUUGCUCUCUAACCUUACCGAAUGACGAAAGUGUGGAAUUUUCUCAAUUGCAAAAAAAUACAGCUGUUAAUGCAACAUUUAGUAAAAAGUUCUCGACUAUCAAAACGACUGCAACAUUUCCUAUACUUAAUCUAUGGCUAUUAGAAAUGGAUCAAAGACAAGAAAUUUUUAAUUUCAUUAACCUUGUUUGGGAUAUUUUCGUGUCAUGCUCGUGGGUUGCUUCACCUCUUGAUUAUGCACCCUUUCAGUUUCUUGAACGACUAGACUACAACACGCCACUCGCUAGGCUGUUGGAAGGGGUCUCCGAACGGCUGAAACCAUUUCUAUCUCCUUCAUACAUUUUCAUGGAUGGUCUUUUUUCAUUUAUCGAACUAUUAGCCCAUAAAGAAAAGCUGAAUGUGAAUUCAACUAAUCAUCGAGAAAAAGAAUCUUGGAAGGAUGCUGCAAUUAAUUUUUUUACCAAGGUUUUUUCGUAUAAUUUUAAAAAUUCUGAAAUGAUGUUUUUUCUUGAAAUACGCCGCUUGACAUUCAUCGAGGCAAUACCAUCACUUCUAUGUACAACACAUAUGGACGCUACUCUUAUUCUUCAAUUUAUUUUUGAAAAAAUUUUUUUAACCGAUGUUUCUAUCAAAACCUCCUCAGUUGAACGUUUUGCAUUUAAUAAGGAUAUAGAAGAGUUUGAUUUGGAUUCUGCUUAUUUUAUUCGACGUAGAGCUUUAUAUGCUUUAAUUAGUUAUUGCCGAACCUCUUCCGAAAAUAUUAAAACAUUAUUAGAGCCUAUAAUGGAACGAGUGAAACAACGACUUGCUUCGGACAGUAUUCAGCAAGUUGAACGAUCUCUACUUAUUCAAUCAAUGAUUUCUAUCGCUGCAGCGUCUAAAAACUACAAUGUUCAAAAAUGGUUUGGAUAUGAAAUCAUAGAGAAUUUCAAACAAACUCUGUCCUCGUUGCAUUUAUCUGAAAUCACUCAAAACAUUAAUACAUUUGUUGUAUUUUUUUUUGGACAAAGCAGUACUUGGACUGGUAAUAAAAACGAAUUAACCGAAUUAAUUUCGAAACGGCGAAAGGUUAUUCGUUUUAUUACACAAGUAGAAGCUAUUCUUCAAUAUGCCACUAUACCAGUGAAAUUACAAGAGUUGAAAAACGGCGGUUACGUGGUGGAAGAGUAUAUGGAAGCAUUGCCCUUACAAAGCGCUGAUCCAAAUGAAGCCUGUACAAAGUGUCUUUCAUCACAAAAUGAUUUUUCGCAGGAUAUGGAUUUCUCUCAGAUAUUUAAAUUUGGUUUGCGUCAUCCUAUGAGUGACUUUGUUUUAGCAAUGUUGCCCUCGCUAUUAAAAAUUUUGUCCGUCUAUAACAACACCUGGGCCGAUGCUUCCUUAUCACAAACAUUCCAACAUUUAAAUUUCCUUCUCACGGUUGGUGAAGAAGAGUGGAAAUCUCUUGCAGGAGACGCUCCUACCAGUGGUACAAUACGAGGCUAUGUUGAAAAUACAUUUCCUUUAAAUUACUCUACCGUUUCUGUGGAUGACGUUCGUACUGUUCGUCGACAAAAUUUUCAUCUAAGAAUCUUAUUGUAUCGCUGUUUAGGAAGAAUGUCGCAAGUUUACACAGCUUUUUUUAGUUAUCCAUGUAUACAAAAAGAAUUGAGGCACUUUAUUUUACAUGAAACAAAUAUGGCUCCGACUUUACACCUUAGUAACUCUCUUGAAUAUUUUUGGCAAAGCUUUUUCAGUGAAGAAAACAUUCUAUCAUUACAAAUGUAUUCCACUGUUUCCAUUUUUAAUCUUCUUCAUCAUAUAUUUCUACCAUUAUUAGCGAUGUUUCAAAAUCGCAUUGGGUUCGAAUUGGAAAAAAUUUCACAAGAACAAAAAGCUUGCACAGAAAAACAAAACACGUGUUCUGAUUUCUUAAUACGAGGUUACUCAUUGAUACGGGUAGAAAACCUUUUAUUAGAUAUAAUAACAGAACUCGUAAAUUUAAAAGGAUUUGUUUUUAAUAAAAAAGAAAAAACUAAUUCGUCGUAUGCAAUUAUGGAGAAUACAAAUGAACCAAAGACAACGUCUAAUUUCUGUUUAUCUUAUAACGACUUAGAAAGCCACGUCGAGUCUACAGAAACAUCUCAUUCAAAUCCUUUAAUUCAACUUAAGCAAUUUUUACAUUAUGAUGCUACCUUCGUCCAAGGCAUUGUAUCAUUUUGUUUACAGCUUGCACAAUUUCCUAAUGCGACAAUUAUGAAAGAUGCUUAUCUUACUUUAAGGUUAAUGAUUAAACAAUUGACUAAGUAUUUGCAACCCAUACCGUCAACAACUAUACAAAUUCUUUCUUUAAUUUACCAAAAGUUAUUAGAAUCCAUUCUUGUGGCACCAACAUUGGAAGAUAUUUCAUCUUUUUCAACAAUGGACACAAAAUACAAAGAAAGAUGCUCACCUUAUAGUAAAUUUUUAUUUGACAAAAAUUAUCAGGGAGGAUUACCUACUGUUGCAGGAACGGUUCUUUAUGAAUGUUUAAUGGGUUUUUUAAGAUGUACACAAAAUACGUCGACUCACUCACCAAUCACAGUUAUUGAAGAGUUGCCUAAAUUUCCAGAGCUAUACAACGCUAUACUACAGUUAUCAACACUUCCUUAUCCAAUGUCUUCAACUGAUUUAGAGACGCUUACAAGAGAACUUUUGCUUCCUAAAGAAAAACAGGACUUACGAGUCACCAAAUCGGCACUUGUUACCUUUGUAGCGAAAAAUUUGAAUACUUUUAAUAAUAAAUAACUCUGCUAAAUAAUUCCUUGUAAAAAUGUAGUUUUAAUGUUUUACUUUUUUAACGUUGGUACAAGUGAAUACGAAAAUUACAAUUUUUCUUUUUACAUUGUAAAUGGUUUGCGUGUUUUAAAACAUUUCAACAAGUCUACGGUUUUGUGUGACUUCAACACACUGUGUUACUCAUGAUUGACCACUUGUGUGAUUGUGGAACAAUUAAAUUGUCCCUUUGAUAAAACGUACAGACCAAAUUUGAAUGAAAUAUAUUACUUUAAAGCAACAUUUCUAAAAUCGUAACACUUUACAACAUUUAAUCUUUUUCACCUAGUUGUUAAUCCCGUUUUUGAUAAACUAAACAAGCCAUUUUUCGAGUUUUCUUAUGUGUCAAAAAUAUUGUUACCACAUAGAUAAACAAACGUAUGCCGCUGUUACAAUAUUUUCCUGUCUAUUCAAAUCGAUACCAUUUUUCAGUUAGCUUUAAUAUAUUAAAAAGAAUAAUGUUAACAGAUAUUGGCAUUCAUAAUGAUUUUGACUCAUCCGACAUGAAAGAUCAAACGAUACAAGUCUUUGCUCCACAAUCUGGGUCCGACUAUACUUUAAAUCACCAAAACACUCUAGAUCAAAAAAUUGAAUUGUGUAGUAUGGACGCUAAAUUAGAUACGGGAGUACAAAGCAAUAUGCUAACGUUAGUAAAUGUUGUUUGUUUAUCAGCAGAGAUAUUAGUAAAAAAAAAAAAAAUAUUUUUGAAACACGUCUGGCCUUCUCCACUAUCAAACGCGUUUCAGUGACUACUAAUGCGCCAGAAAUUUCAAAAAAAUCAAUAAGUCAAGAGUUACCUAAUACUAAAGAC
Molecule: messenger RNA, 4157 nt
Organism: Hylaeus volcanicus
Lineage: Eukaryota; Metazoa; Arthropoda; Insecta; Hymenoptera; Colletidae
Exons: 21
Coding region: 32-3319 (1095 amino acids)
Source: RefSeq, a predicted model, not a curated record